Messenger RNA from Orcinus orca (killer whale), 2978 nucleotides. RefSeq names its product polycomb group RING finger protein 5-like. Gene Ontology annotation, cellular component: PRC1 complex. Bases 257 to 1027 code for a protein of 256 amino acids. Gene Ontology annotation, biological process: regulation of transcription by RNA polymerase II. The record is from RefSeq and is a predicted model, not a curated record. Lineage: Eukaryota; Metazoa; Chordata; Mammalia; Artiodactyla; Delphinidae. The transcript has 2 exons.
CGCCCCACGCGCGCGCGCUCGCGCACCACGCGCCCCGCGCGGCCCGCCCGGCUCGUGGCCUCCCGAGAGCAAGAUAUGGGAAAGCAGAACCACCAAAAGGAGUGAUGACCAGCGAUCUCAUGAGAAGUCUGGAUGUUAGUUCUCAUGCCUCAGGACAUCCAGUUGGGAACUCCACAGCAGCUCCUGGGAUCAGACUUUCAUCCACUUAAUACCCCUGUUUGCCUGAACUACUAGAGCCAGUCCUAGCUAACCACGAAUGGCUACCCAGAGGAAACACUUGGUGAAAGACUUCAAUCCUUACAUCACUUGCUAUAUCUGUAAAGGGUAUCUGAUCAAGCCAACUACAGUGACGGAAUGCCUCCAUACCUUCUGUAAGACUUGUAUUGUCCAGCACUUUGAAGACAGCAAUGAUUGUCCAAGGUGUGGCAACCAGGUUCAUGAGACAAACCCGUUAGAAAUGUUGAGGUUGGAUAACACAUUAGAGGAAAUUAUAUUUAAGUUGGUCCCUGGACUACGAGAACAAGAACUUGAGCAUGAGUCUGAAUUUUGGAAGAAAAACAAGCCUCAAGAAAAUGGACAAGAUGAUACUUCAAAAGCUGACAAACCUAAAGUAGAUGAAGAAGGUGAUGAAAAUCAAGAUGAUAAAGACUAUCACAGAAGUGACCCACAAAUUGCUAUAUGUCUAGAUUGUUUACGAAAUAAUGGACAAUCAGGGGACAAUGUAGUAAAGGGUUUAAUGAAGAAAUUCAUUCGGUGUUCUACACGUGUAACUGUGGGAACGAUUAAAAAAUUUCUAAGUUUAAAACUAAAACUUCCAAGUUCUUAUGAGUUGGAUGUGCUGUGCAAUGGUGAAAUUAUGGGGAAGGAUCAUACUAUGGAGUUCAUCUACAUGACAAGAUGGCGGCUAAGAGGCGAAAACUUUCGGUGUCUGAACUGCUCAGCUUCGCAAGUCUGCCCUCAGGAUGGCCCUUUGUAUCAGUCAUACCCCAUGGUAUUGCAGUAUCGACCAAGAAUUGAUUUUGGUUAGACCACGGGGCCUAGAUCCCACUGAAUGAAUCCUGCACUACGUGUUUACUCAUCGACAGACUGCACAGUGAACGGUGUGUGGACUGGAGGGACACAACCAGAUUUUCAGCAUGCGAAUAAGGCCAUUGUCUGUCUCUAAAUUGUCAGUUGCAUUUUUGUUGUUUCUAUUAAGAGCAAACCAAGUGCCAUUCUGCUACUGAACCAUCUGCAUAAGCACCAUCUGACAGAUCUUAGGAAAUCCUCAAAGGUGAAAAAGAGAUUAACACAACAAAUAGCCUCCCUCUGGAUGAAAAGUGGGAGAAAUACAUACUUUGAAAAGAAAAUUGAAAUUGAGAUUUUAAAUUCUAAUUUGAGAAGCUUUUUAUUCCAUGGAGGCGAUACAGACUAAAAUUAUACUUAUUUAGUUCCUGGGUUCUUAGUAAUGUGAGAAAUUUUAUUAAAGACAGACUUUGGUAAAAGUGCGGACAUGCUUACUUGUAAUAGAAAAUAGUGCAUUCUGUUGGAUUCACAUAAGUAAAUGCAUUUUCUGUAUUCAAAAGCAGAAUUUUCCUAAAGGCCUGUGGUUUUUUUUAAAGUAACUCUUUGUCUUGUUUCUCAGCAAUGACUUUGUUUUUAGAAUCUAGCCAUACAGCCAAAUUCGGCAAGAUAAGCCCCAGAUGAAGAGCAUAUACACCAGGUUAAGCCCUGUCCUCACACCGAUCUUUUGGGGAGCCCAUGCUGUGGGCCACCUCAAGUAAAGCUCACAUUAUGAAGUCUUCCUGACAGGCCACCUGGUAAACCGCAUUGGAUCGGAUAAAGAUGGAUGCACUCCAUUAUAUACUCUGGUUUACCAUAAGGAAUUUUCCAGCAGGCUGAGCUUUAUACCAGUGAGAUACAGAUAUUGGUUGUGGGAAUUACAAAAAUGAGUGAGUUUGCCAUAACUUUAAUUUUCUGGGUUAGAAACAUGAAAUGCUAUUAUUUUAAGAUAUAUACCUAUCCCUACAGUAAGGAAUAUAACAUGUCUGCCAGAUCUGGUUUAUAAAAAUUGAAAAAUAUUAAAUAUACUAGAAACUCAAACCCUUUGAAAGCACAAAAUAACCAACUAAUUCUGGAUUUACUUGAUAUACCUAGUUCAAUAGUAUUUUGUUGAAAAAAGUUCAGAUUGAAAGUUCAUUAAAAUGUACUCAAAUAUACAUUACAGGGUUUUCAUAGUUUUUUCUUAAAACAGUGGCAUUUUCCCAAAUAAUUUAAAAGUGAUUCUCUUCCUAAUGUAAUGUAGUUUUCACAAGUAGUGUGUUUAUUUGCUAUCCUUACUAUAUUUUCAAAUAGAAUUAAAAUGCUCGAGCACUUCCUUUUCAGAAAGUUACAAAAUUAAACAAAAAUAAAUUAUUUUAAAUGCUCAUUAGAAUGUGUCCGAAUACUUGUUAUGCCCCUUUCUCUAGGAUUCAAAACUUGAGUCAUUAUUCAGAAAUGCUUUUUAAUUUUAAUUACCUUUAAAUCUAGAAUCAAGUGAAACAUAUUAAAUACUGGGUCCAGUUUUCUUCCAUCGUUCAGAGCUUCAUGGAAUAAGAAACUAAUCUAGUAAAAACUGAAGAUUAAAUAUUUCUGGGCAGUGCAGAGAUAGUGAAUAGAUUAUGUAUCCGUGGACUUCACAUCAGUCCAGCAGAGCAGGAGUUCUGCACAUUCGAAAUGGAACGGGAUCAGCCUAACGUUGUUUGGGGUUGGUUUUCUUUCGCUGUAUUUUUUUGAGUGGGGAUGGGGGCCCAAGUGUCCUUAUGAAGCUGUGGUCGGCAAGAGCUUGUGGGGGGAGCACCAGUGUUGUGCUGUGUUCCUGCAUCUGGCAGCACAACAGCAAGCACCAGUUUUUAAUAGAGUAGCCCUCACACUAAAUAAAACCAUCAUAGACUAUACUGUACAGUUAUGUUGCUAAUUUUCCUUUGAAAUAUAAAAUAUUUUAAGUUUUUUUUUUUUUU